AUGGGUCUCGCCGACUUUUUCUCCGAUAUGAUCUCCUCCCUGAGCUUCCCCGAGGCCCAGGCUGAGGCUCCCGCCGAGACCGUCGAGCAGACCAGCCAGGAGGCUGAGACCGAGGACAAGGCCGACGAAGAGACCUCCGAGAGCACUGAGGAAUCUGGUGAGGAGACUCCUGCCGAGGAGGCUUCCGAGGGCGGCGAGGAGGAGCCGGAGCAAGAAGAGGAAGAGGAGGAAGAGGAGGAGGAGGAAGAGGAGGAGGCUGAGGACAUCAAGCCCAAGCUUGAGGAGGACUGCGCCAACUCUCCCCAGUGCGCCCCCUACAAGCACCACUACGAUGAGUGCGUUGAGCGCGUAACCCGGCAGGAGGAGGAUGCCGACUACAAGGGCCCCAAGGAGGACUGUGUUGAGGAGUUCUUCCACCUCGCCCACUGCGCCACCCAGUGCGCUGCUCCCCAGCUCUGGAAGACCCUCGCCUAA
Molecule: messenger RNA, 474 nt
Organism: Aspergillus clavatus NRRL 1
Lineage: Eukaryota; Fungi; Ascomycota; Eurotiomycetes; Eurotiales; Aspergillaceae
Product: cytochrome b-c1 complex subunit 6 family protein
Exons: 3
Coding region: 1-474 (157 amino acids)
Biological process (GO): mitochondrial electron transport, ubiquinol to cytochrome c
Source: RefSeq, a predicted model, not a curated record